This is a messenger RNA of Mesorhabditis spiculigera, 408 nucleotides long. The record is from the annotation of a GenBank genome assembly. Lineage: Eukaryota; Metazoa; Nematoda; Chromadorea; Rhabditida; Rhabditidae.
AUGGACCUCAAAUUCCACCCAGCCACCGUUUCCCAUCCGGCCGAUCCCAAACCGGCGAAACCGGCAGAUGAUUCGGGCGUGGUCGUCGUCGAGAUGGAGCCGGCAAAGCCACCGCCGCUACGAAGCCCAUGGCGCACCAAUGAAGCGUUGCAGCCGGUACCGCCGGUAGCUACGGCGCCGGUAGCGGCGCAGAAGCGAGCGGAAACCAUCGUGGAACCGGAAGCGAAGCCUGUGGCGCCCCCCGUGGCGCCAAACCCAGCGAUUGCCGAUCCCAAACCCACGGCCGAAACGCCAAAACCCAGACCCGACCCUCCGCCUACCUCAGCCCCCGCACCAGUCACCCCGUCCUCCGGCCCGAAGCGACCACCCUCUAAAAUUAAGCACAUUUCCCGGAAGUCGCGCAGGAAG